CGCUGCAACGAGUAGGAGGGCGCAGGGCCUGCUGCGAAGCCUGGAGCGUGAGCCUACGUGAAGCGGGUCCCGGUGCAGAUCUUGGUGGUAGUAGCAAAUAUUCAAAUGAGAACUUUGAAGACCGAAGUGGAGAAGGGUUCCAUGUGAACAGCGCUUGGACAUGGGUCAGUCGGCCCUAAGAGAUGUGGAAACCUUGUAUCACGGGCGCACUGCGCGCCGCACAUCGAAAGGGGGUCGGGHUAAUAUUCCCGAACCGGGUUGUGGAGGUGGACGGCUACUGUCCUCUGUCUCCUGGGUUUCGCCUGCGUCGAGUGCUGUUGGUGGUGCCCGCGGCAACCGGCGGGUGUGGGCCCAGGGGGGAGAGGGGUUGUGUUCCUUUUGCGCCCCCGUGCACAGGUGGAGGCUUUCCGUCCGUCCGGGCGUGUUGGAAGCGUGGUGCAUUCAUUUCUCUCUUCACCCGCGUUUCUCGAUGGAGAGAUGAGGCUGUGCACUUCGCUGUCGGUACGUUUUGGGCAGGCGGUGGCAUCCGGCUGUGGGCCGAAGCUGUCGGUGGUUCCUUCGCGCGCGCCGUUGUUCGGGUAGUGUGGKUAACUUGCGAUCUCUGGGUGUGGUGUGGGCGGGUGCUGUUCGCAGCCAAUCUCUUGGGYGGGUGCGGCGGGCUGUGUUGGAUUGUGCGGUACCUUGCCGUUGGAGAUGGCCUACGCAGGGAAGUUCACCUGCAAUCCAAACAGCCGGACUUCGCGGCGUCUCGGCAGCUCAUUGCACUCUUGAGAGGCAACCUCUACAGCCGGCCGUGUGCAGGUUCCCUGGAAGGGGACGCCGAAGAGGGUGACAGCCCCGUCGACCGCCGGACCCUGCUGCGCAACGAGGUGUUGUCCAAGAGUCGGGUUGCUUGGGAAUGCAGCCCCAAUUGUGUGGGAAAGGGAAGAGCGAUUCCGCCGGCCUCAAAUCUCAGUGACUAUGAGGUCAUGCGACGGGUGCGCAAGGCGGCGUUGACUCAGGGUUUCAUGGAUGAUCCGACCGCUUACCCUAAACGGGUCAACGGAGAAUGUACAUUGUGGAUGGGCAAGAAAGUCGCUAAGGCACAGAUCACCUAUCUACGGGCACACGUCAUCCUGUUGUGUUUCGACGGUCCCGUAAAGGACUUCGCUCCAAAGACGAAGAUGACGUGGGUCAACGAGUGGGAAGCAAUGCGUUGGCCGGACAAGGGACAAGGCGGCCACUCAGGCCGGCUGACUAUUGAAGGCAAUUCAGCAGCAUUUUACUGGGCGCCGACGGCGGAGCUGAGAAACUGGCUAAUCUAUGAGAGGAAACGGGAGGCCAUCCUGGUGGGCGAACGAACGUAUUACAUCCGAUUUAAGCCAUGGAUGACCCCCAAGGAACUGGAGUGGACCAAGUUCCAGGAGAGGCGAGCCAAUCCAUGGGUUAAAUUUGUGCAGCCUUCCCCCAUGGUGGCCCUAUCCCUCAGGCAAGUUGCAGAGGCCUUCUUCGGAGCAGUCAAGAAUCCGCAAGGUAGGUGGGCAACGGAUGCAGAAGGGAAGGAAUUCGUCCGCUUUGAUCUAUACCCGCCAUUGAAGAGUCAAGCCCUGGAGCGCUUUGCGGUGGCACAGGCAUAUUAUGGGCGGACGGAGGUGCGGUGUGUCACAAGUGAAACGCCGUGGUGCGAACACUGCCAUCGACACGACCACUUGGACGGAGCCACCAGAUGCCUCACCUUGGCGGAGAUGAGAGAAGAGAUGGCCAGCCUAGAGGACCGACUCAGGAGAGAUCCGGGUCUACCGGAGGACGAGCACUCGGAGACUGCGGCUUGGGCACAUUACGAGCGAGAGUUCGACCAGAUCAUCUUCGCAGAGAUCCUUAUGGACGAUAGCUUGGGAGACGUUAAGGAAGUGGGCGAAACGGCCCUCCUUCCGGGGCACCAGGCCCCGCAGCUGCCAACUAGGGAAGCUCAGCCCUCCCACAAGGGCCCGACCGAUCGCCACUUGAACCGCGCUCAGCAGGAACACGUAAUGCAGGGAAGAGGCGAGACCCCGGCAGGGCGAACCUCCCAUCGCGGCAGCCAACACCAGGAGUGCGAAGAGGGUGCCCGAGGAGGUGCCCAAGGGUUGGAGGUUACUAGCUGCGCUCAAGGUCCGACCGCCCAGCAGGCGCCGCGAGAGGACACAAUUAAGGACAUCCCGAUGGAUGAGCGAUCGGCAGGUGGCGAAGGAAGGAUGGAAACGCCACUAGUCACGCAUCAAAGACCCCGGUCCCCAAAGGGGGGGGAGACGAUGGCGGUAGGGGCACAGGAGAAGAGGAACCCGUCGACGAUCGGUACAGAACAGCACCAGCCUGAGGCCACACAGGAGGCAGCGGCGGAGGUAGAACGGCGGGCCAUGGAAGUAGACUCGGAAGGUGUGCAACUAGUGGCCGAGCGACAGCAGGGAAGUGGGAGUAGGGUAGCGGCGGAGUUGCACGCUCAACACCAGCCACCGCCUGUGGCUGAACGCCAGCAGGAGAAUGGGAGUCGGAGAGGGAAGGAGAGUACCGGUCAACACCAGCAGUUGUCACCGGUGGAGGGGGAGCGAGGUGACAGGCCGGGGGAGCGAACGAAGGCGGGAGCCCUGGAAGCGCUGGUGAGAAAAGAGACCUCGGGUCAAAGGGGGACGACCGGCGGCUGGCGGCUGGAGUGCUCGAAAUGCCUGCUAGCCAGCCCCCAACGAGGCCGGACGGGAGAGGAGGAAGUUGGCAUCGACCGAGCGGGCGGGAGAGUCGGCAGUAGUAGGGACAAUAAUGAAACCAGCGAGAGAAAGGCAAGUACGGUGCGGCCGCCGGGCGCGACGAUGAAAGCUGGCAGGUUACUGGAGUGCUCGGGGUCGAUGUUGGAGGAUCCAUUGACAUGCGGCGAGGGCCGCCUGUGUGAGGGCAAUGAGGCGACAGACAGUAGCAAGCGGGGACACAGCCCCCCCCGGGACGAGCAGCGGGAGCAGAAAUCAGAGAUGCCCCGGCCGCAGCAGGACCAACCGCCACACGACCCACUCCUUCAAGGGCUGAACGACCUGCGCCUGGAACAGCCUCGAGCUACGCCCACGCAGCGACAGUCAGCGAGCCACGUCCUGAACCACGACCAGGUGGAGGCGGCCGCCAGGAAGGAAAUCGACUCGCUAUGGGAUGACUCCAUGCAGGAACCCCAACAGAGGGGCUUGGGCAGAAAACGAGGCAGAGCACGGCGAAAGAUGCGGAGAACGGCGACGUCUGACCAGGAAAUGAGUGCAUCUGAUGCGGAACUGCCCAAACAUCAGAAGCCUCUCCUCACCCCCUCGAGGACGCUCGGACAUGCGGAUCAAUCCGCCCUUCAAUGGCUGUCAGAUGGGACGGCGGCCCUGGCCAGACUGCUCAAGCAGGCAGUGAUCGCUUCUAAACGAGAACGGCGGCUGACGGCUGAAGCAUUCAUACAACGGGUGUUGGAACUGGGCGACGGCCCGGCGACCGAAGAAGGGGAGGAGGAGUGGUGGAUGCAAUGGGCGGCGCUGCAGGUGGAGUGGGAGGAAUGGCAGCUUAAGGAUGCUGAAGCUUGGGGAUUGCGCAGCAAAGCUCGGUGGACGGUGGCGGCAGGGCGUAUGACAAAGACUUGCUUUCAUCGACUCCAUACGCGACGACCGGGGUCCGUCAUGAUGACACUGCAGCAUCCAUUUCAACAGGACGGCCCGCUGGCUGACAGUACCCAGCACAUCUUGCAGUUCGCUCAGCAGUACUACUCCUACCUUUUCACUGAGGAACAACCAAGGACACCGGAGGAAAUUGCGGAAGAACCGGCCGCGGCCAUCUGGCAGAAGAUAACCUCUAAGCUGACCGACUCAGAGCGUAUUGACCUUGACAGGCCAAUUACUGAGCAGGAGAUCUGUGCAGCAUUGGCUGACAUGCCAGCCGGAAAAGCGCCAGGCCCAGAUGGAAUGCCGGUGGAACACCUGAAGUCCUGUCUGGACACUCUUCUUCCGCACCUCCUGGAGGGCUUCAACGAUGUGAGACUGGGCACUGGCCCUCUACCACAGGAUUUUGGCCUUGCGACGAUUAUCCUGAUCGUGUGGCAAGCUCCAUCUCAAGACCCGCCGCUGGCAUUUGUUUUGCUGGACUUCGAGAAAGCCUACGAUCGAGUUUCGUGGUCCUUCCUGCUUGAAGGCUUGAGGCAAAGGCGAUUCGGUCCGAAAUUUCUUUUAAUGGUGAAGUCCCUGCUAGCUUCGGCAGCGUUGUGCCUCUUGAUUAACGGUUAUCUAUCGGACCCGAUAGCUGUCACACGCUCGGUUCGUCAGGGUUGUCCGCUCUCCCCUGUGCUAUACGCACUGUAUAUAGAGCAUCUGCAUGACAUGCUCAGAGCAGAUGAGGCAUUGGCGGGACUGCAACUCCCGGGGGGCAGACAACUUAAAUCGUCAGCAUUCGCGGAUGACACCGGUGCGGUCACUUCCACUACUCAGGCCAGCGUCUGGGCGUUGCGGAACCAGGUGGGCAUUUUUGAGCAGUUUGCAGGGGCACGUAUGAACUGGCAUAAAUCUGUAGCGCUGGUUCCUGACCUCACCGCAGCCCCCCUGUUUGAAGGAAUCAGAGUUCAGCCGAUGACGGAAACAGCGGCCUACGUCGGUAUCGAGCUCCCGCAGGCCCUUACCAGCGGCUCCCAGAUGGAGCAGUUGAUGCGGAAAGCAGCCACGCGACUAGCACUCUGCGGAAAAACGUUGGACGCCGGGAUCUUUGGCCGAGUACUCCUCGCAAACACAAUGGCUUCGGCGAUGCUCUGGUACACAGCCCCGGUCUCAACUCCAGACCCGGUCCCUCAGCGGGAAUACCGCAUGGUGUUCUCCAAGUUUGUCUGGAAGAACGACCCGUUCGCUCCUCACGCAAUUCACCGGGUUUCCUGGCGCAAAUUGGUCCAACCUAAGGCGAGUGGGGGACUGGGCCUGAUUGACCCGGCCACACAGAUCCAGGCGCUGCAGAUAAGGACGGUUGUCUGGCUCCUCCUAGAGCAGGACGACGCUCCGUGGAAGAUCCUGACCCUGCAGACUAUGGCUGAAGCGGCCCGGCUGCAUCCGGCAGAUAUGGAACUGGCCCUUGUACAACCGGCCAUCCUCACGGACCUUAAGCGAGGUGCGCUGUGGUCCCCGUUUCUGAAGCCAUGGCAGACUCUGGCCCUGCUCGAGCUCAACUCUCCCAAGUCAGCAGAUCACAUCCUGCAGCAACGCUUGUUUGGGAACCCGCGGAUCCGGGACAGUAAUGGCGAGCAGUUUCCAUGGGCAGGCCCCAAAGGAGCCUUUGGCAAAGCCUGGCUUAAAGCGGGCGUGGCGCGUGUCGCCGACCUUUGGGACCUGCAAACUAACGAUUGGCAGCCGGAGGCGGCCCUGUUGAAACAGUUGGACAGCCAGACGCAUGAACAGGAAUGGCUGCUCCGGAUUAAGCAAGCGGUCCCGGAGGACUGGGUGGCUGCCCUUAGGACGGGGCAGAGGUUCGACGGCGAAUGGGUGGUGCUGAAGACUGAAGACCCCGUCCGCCUGCUGUUUCAGAUUACCGCACGGGUCAGGGAGUCCUCGUUGGUGGCUCAAGCUUGGGAGAACUCUCCCUCUGACUCGGAACUCGGCCCCCCCCUGGUUCGCUCCCCCGACAGGGAUGGAUACCGCGCACGCGCACUACCACUCGGGCGUAGGAACGGCCCCGAGAAAAGGGGGUCUCCCAGGAUCGAAGGUCCACAGGCGUCUUAUUGAGAGCGGAAAGGGAUGAGGUCCCGAGGGGGACAUCGGCAUUGGGGUCUGUCCAGUCAGCUUGCUGGAAAGGGACAUGUGCAGGUCCCUCGGCGGAUGGCUCAGUCAGCACCCUCCUGAUGUGCCAAACAGUCGGUGGUUGGCGGUUCGGAGUCCCGUUUGCACUCUUAUAGGGGACUGCGUGCUUAGCAGCCCCCUUGCAGUCGACGAAGGCGACGUUCCGGGCGUGGGUUUUGGGACCUUGUACUCGAGUUACGAGGGA
Messenger RNA from Chara braunii, 5985 nucleotides. NCBI's taxonomy places the organism in Eukaryota, Viridiplantae, Streptophyta, Charophyceae, Charales, Characeae. The record is from the annotation of a GenBank genome assembly.